Gadus macrocephalus (Pacific cod) is the source of this 3215-nucleotide messenger RNA. RefSeq names its product G protein-coupled receptor 83 (gene gpr83). The record is from RefSeq and is a predicted model, not a curated record. The transcript is spliced from 4 exons. Bases 187 to 1614 code for a protein of 475 amino acids. Gene Ontology annotation, cellular component: membrane. Gene Ontology annotation, molecular function: neuropeptide Y receptor activity. Lineage: Eukaryota; Metazoa; Chordata; Actinopteri; Gadiformes; Gadidae. Gene Ontology annotation, biological process: neuropeptide signaling pathway.
AGAGAGAGAGAGAGAGAGAGCACAGCGGAUUUAAAAGCUCCCACCUGACGAGCUAGCUUCACUUUCUUUGCUCUCACUAACUUCAGUCAUGCCGAAGAACGUCGCUUUGACCUGAUCAUCCUCCAACACACGCGAACUGAUCUCUGGUUAUCCUAAAGUCAAUCAAACAUAGAAAUACUUGGAAAUAUGACUGCUACACAAGUUGGAAUAACUUUGUUAUUUUUCACAGUUUCUGCGGGUUGCAUGGCCCGGAUUCUGGCCAGCGGGGUCAACGGCUCCUGUCUUUUCGAGGACCUGCUCUCCGGGAAGGGGCUGUCUAGAGGCUCGAACGGUUCGGACGAUUCUAACGGAUCCGCGGGGUUUUACCUCCUGGACUUUGACGAAGGGACGCUCGCCGACUGGCGCUCUUUGGCCGACAAGAAGCGCUACGGGGGAGAGUCUCAGAACCGCAGCACCAAAGCGCUGCUGGUUUCCGCCUACUCGCUGAUCAUCGUGAUCUCCCUGUUCGGGAACACCAUGGUGUGCCACGUGGUCAUCAAGACCAAGAGGAUGCACUCCGCGACGAGCCUGUUCAUCGUGAAUCUCGCGGUGGCGGACAUCCUCAUCACGGUCCUCAACACGCCGUUCACUCUGGUGCGCUUCGUCAACAGUAACUGGGUGUUCGGCAGGGUGAUGUGCCACAUCAGUCGCUUCGUCCAGUACUGCUCGCUGCACGUGUCCACGCUCACACUCACCGCAAUUGCUCUGGACCGACGCCAGGUGAUAAUUCAUCCUCUGCGUACGCGCAUGUCGUCGCUGAGGGGAGGCGUGUGGGUAGCAGUCAUCUGGAUGAUGGCCAGCUGCUUCUCCCUGCCGCACGCCAUCUACCAGAAACUACUGAGCUUUGCUUACAGGGGGCAGGAGCGCAGCCUGUGCGUCCCCGACUUCCCGGAGCCCUCGGACGUCUACUGGCAGUACAUCGACCUGCUCACCUUCAUCCUUCUGUACCUGUUGCCGCUCCUCAUCAUCACGGCCGCCUACACCACGGUGGGCCGCCACCUGUGGCGGCGCAACGCCAUUGGCGACACCACCAUCACGCAGAACGCCAACCGGCGGCGCAAGCGGCGGCGGACGUUGGCCAUGCUGCUGCUAGUGGUGGGGGUGUUCGCCGUCUGCUGGUUCCCCCUCAACUGCUACGUGGUGCUGCUCUCCAGCCAGGCCAUCCACUCUUCCAACGCCCUGUACUUCUGCUUCCACUGGCUGGCUAUGAGCUCCACCUGCUACAACCCAUUCAUCUACUGCUGCCUCAACCCCACCUUCCGACAGGAGCUGCGGCUGCUGGCCUCCGUCUUCCGGCGGCUGUGGCAGGCGCAGCGGGUGGGGGUGCCGCCGGCGGACCGCUCGGCCGGCGCGUGCGUGCCCUGCCAGAGGGCGGCGUGGCCCGACGGCAACGACGCCUCCCCCAGGCCCAGCCUGGGCUCCUCGCGGCCAAGCCACGCCUCCUCCCAGCCGAGCCACGCCUCCUCCUCCGUGUGCCCCUGCCACAACCCAAAGGACUCGCGAGUGCUUUUCCGGCAGGGGAUUUCUGGGAAAACCGACAUCUUGUCGGUGGAGCCCAUUGUGGCUCUGAGCUGAAGGAAGGGGUCGCCGAGUGUGGCUGAGACCGUAGAAACCCCCACGACUGCGACCUCUGUGGGGGGGAGACGCUCCGGCUCACUGGACGUGUGAGAGCGUUUGGACGCCCGUUCUGUAGGGAAUGUGUCAGGGGUUUGAUUCCCUGGCUGUGCGAGACACAUGUCAGCUCGUGGAUGUGGUAUGCGUGUGGUUGUGGUUGCACAGAAUGGGAGAAAGGACAAAGUCCUUGAUAUGGUGGUUGUACUGGACGUAAUGGUUUUUGGAAUGUCCUCAUUCAACCCAGAGAAGGCACUUAUGGCGCGUUUCCACCCGUGGGUGUGGUUCGGUUCGGUAUGAAUAAGUGCAGAACGGUUAGCAUUUCCAUCGCCAAAAGUGGGCGGGGUCCGGACUUAGCCGUACUUAUCUCUCAGUGCUCCUCUGUUUGGUUAGCAAGACAUCUGAAAGGGUGCCAACAAGUUUGAAAUACACGCCGUCCGUUGAUGGGUCGACAGAAUCGUCACUUCCGGGCGACAGGGGAAUAAAAAACAAACAAACACAGUACCCGCGAGGUGCUUAGUUUAUGAAGAAAAUGACGCGCAAAGGUUUGCCGUCCUUCUUGGACAUCCUACAUUGUUGCUCUUUGUUUAUAUUGUCACGUUCUUCAUUUUUUAAUUGGAUCAAUUAGCAGGCUGCACUGUGUCGGGCUGCUAUGAGUUCACGAUGCUUACUUAGCUGCCGCGGCUAUCGCCAUCCGGCUUAAACUCUGCCCUACCAUAAGGGUACUGUCUGCGAUGGAAAAGCAAGCCAUGACUGAGCUGCGCCUAACCGCACCUACACUACCAGACCUUAUCGUACUGGGCCCAACCGCACCUACACUACCAGACCUUAUCGUACUGGGCCCAACCGCACCUACACUACCAGACCUUAUCGUGCUGGGCGUAACCGCACAGCCCGGUGGAAACGCGUCAUUAAAGACAGAGAGGAAAGGACUUCUCGCCUUGACAACUCAUUUCUGGUCAAUAGUUCUGUAUGCGAUCGGUGCUCUCAUUCGUCUGUGAGCGUGACACCUUUGAAGGUCUCCUUUGAAGGUGACACCUUCAAACAGUGAGAACCAUAGACUACAACAUUGUCUCAGUAGGCCAUUCCAGCUAUUAGAUCUGAUCAAUAAUGUCAUCAACACACACAAACACACCUAUAUGUUUAGUUCUGCCGUGAUAUCCUGUUUUAAUUGGAAAGGCUUCGAGCCACAGAAAAGUUGUACUGAUAACUUUUGAUGUGAGCCAUGUGAGCACAAACAGCAGGGAAUAGACUGGGCUUUUGUAACAGCUGGAGACUGAGACUCGGGAUCAAAAGAGUGUACAGUUCUGCAUUAGAACAUUCUCAAUGGGAGAAAACUAAAGAAAUGUGUGCUGGCCGAAUGUACCUAGACACUGUUUAAUCGUUCCUUGACAUAUAUUAUUUCCUAACCUUUCUUGUAAAAUAAGCUAAAAUUUUUGGGGUAUUUUUUUAUUCAGGGCCUCUGAGUUAAUCGCAUAAAGUAUACCUGCUCUCUGUAUAACAAGAGAUGGAAGCGAUACUUAUGCAACCAAUUUUUUCCAUUUGCAGGAAUAAUGUCAACACUC